Molecule: messenger RNA, 4905 nt
Organism: Procambarus clarkii (red swamp crayfish)
Lineage: Eukaryota; Metazoa; Arthropoda; Malacostraca; Decapoda; Cambaridae
Product: annulin
Biological process (GO): peptide cross-linking
Molecular function (GO): protein-glutamine gamma-glutamyltransferase activity
Source: RefSeq, a predicted model, not a curated record
GGGCAGCUCGUCGACCCUCCACCACCACCACACAUUCACCAGUUGGCAGCCCGCACUCGCUCACUAAGCUGCCCUCUACUACUCGUUCCCCGAGCUGUCUUCUACACUCUCGGGCAUCUCUUACCACUUGAAACGUAAUCCCAUUACCGUCUUGGCUUUGCCAACGCUCGCGUUAUUCUUCCUUUAGUGUUAAAUUCACGCACAACGUUUAAUCGGUAAAUUGAUUACUUUUCGUAGCUAUCACAGAGAUAUUUCAUACAUUAGCGCCUAUAUCACAUAACGCGCCUCCACGGUCAACUUUUCGUAAAGUUACUAAGCAAUACUACAGGACUACAGGUAUCCCAACCUGUCCUUUGAGACCCGCUCGACGACACCGUCAGGAUGGGUAACGCGUUCUCCAGUUGCCGGGAGUCUAGCUGCUUCAGCUGGCUCUUCCCCAAGAAGCCCAAUAACUUGCCCUCCAAGCCCGAGCCCGUCGACCGCCCCAAGCCCAUAACACCAGAGUAUACGGAGGACGCUGUAAUCAUAGAGGGGAUUCUGGGAGAGUUCUUGGUGGUGAAGGAGUUUAACCUGGUGAGUGGUGACAAUGGCGGCCUUCACCACACGAGCCAAUACGAGCUGAUGGAACGAGAGAAGCCUCGGCUGGUGAUCCGUAGAGGUCAAGAGUUCACCAUCGUCCUCGUCACCAACCACACCAUGGACAAGGACAAAGACAAGCUCUCUCUCGUCUUCACGGUAGCUGAUGCCAAGAACCCAAACUUUGGAAACCAGACCCUUGUUGGGGUUGGUGUUGGUGUGGGGUCAACUAAUGGUUGGUCUGCCAGUAUAACGGAUGUAUCGGACUCCUCGAUAACACUGAAGGUGAAUACAUCCAGCAGUGCUAUCAUUGGAGAGUGGAAACUGGAAGUUGACGUACAGUCUGGCGAGAAGACCCAUAGUUUUCCUUGCAAAGACACGUUCUUUAUGCUCUUCAAUCCCUGGUGCAAAGAUGAUGCUGUGUACCUGGAAGGGGAAGCAGAGAAACAAGAGUAUGUGCUUAGUGACUCUGGUCUCAUCUGGAGAGGUACAGCCUCACGCCUCCGACCUUCUCCCUGGAACUUUGCCCAGUUUGAAGAAAAUGUUCUAGAGUGUGUACUGUAUAUGCUCACAUCAGUGUGCAAGAUGUCACCUGCCAACAGAAAUGAUCCCAUCAAAGUGACCCGAGCAAUAUCAGCAGGGGUUAACUCUCCAGAUGACGAGGGUGUUCUUGUUGGCAACUGGGGUACAGACUACAGUGACGGCACUCCCCCGACAAAGUGGGGUGGCUCUCAACUUAUCCUUCAGGAGUACUUCAACACAAAGAAACCUGUCAAGUAUGGACAGUGUUGGGUGUUUUCUGGAGUAGUCACCACUGCCUGCAGGGCUGUGGGCAUCCCUUGCCGCUCGAUUACCAAUUUUUCCUCGGCUCACGAUACUCAUAAUUCCCUUACCAUUGAUUACUUCUUUGAUAAUGAGGGUGAAGUGAUAGAGAGUCUGAACUCUGACUCUGUGUGGAACUUCCACGUUUGGAAUGAAGUGUGGAUGACGAGGGAGGAUCUUGGACCCGAGUAUGGUGGCUGGCAAGUCAUUGAUGCCACACCACAAGAGGAAAGUGAUGGUCAGUAUCGCUGUGGACCAGCAUCUUUAGCUGCUAUUAAGAAUGGGCAAAUUCAGCGACCGUAUGAUGUACCCUUCAUCUUUUCCGAGGUAAAUGCUGACAAGCUCUUCUGGAAAUACCGUGGCGACAGCCAACCUAUGAAGCUCCUGGGACGCAAGACAGGAGGCAUUGGCCAGUUUGUGAGCACAAAAGCAGUAGGCAAGUUCAUGCGAGAGGACGUUACUCACCUAUACAAGUUUGAAGAAGAUUCAUCAGAGGAGCGUACUGUGAUGCAUAAUGCCCUUAGGAUGUGCGAGAACAUCUUUGCCAGAUACUACCUGAAUGAGGAGUUGGAGGAUGUAGAGUUCGAUUUCCAAUUGAAUGACGAUAUAAUUAUUGGUGAACCCUUUACGACUUCAGUGGUAGUGGAAAAUAAGAGCGACAAGGAAUACGAUGUGGAGGUAUUACUAAGAGCAGACACCAUGCUGUACACUGGUGUUACAAAGGACCUCGUCAAGAAGCAUAAGAUAGAUAUUUCAAUGAAGCCGAAAUCAAAGGAGACAGUGGUGAUGGAUGUGAGCUUUGAUGAAUACUACAAGAAGCUGGUGCAUCAGUGUGCUUUCAACCUUUCCUGUCUUGCCAAUGUCAAACAAACUAGCUUUGAGUACUUCGCUCAAGAUGACUUCCGCUGCAGGAAACCCGACAUAAAAAUUGAGUAUGAAGGAGAGAUGGCUGUGAACAAGGAAACAAAGUGUGCAGCUUACUUCACCAAUCCUCUUCCAAUGGCACUCACCAAGGGACACUUCACUGUGCAGGGUGCUGGUCUAACUAAAGUGCAAGUCAUUAAACUAAAACAGAAUGUCCCAGUUAAAGGAGAGGUGAGGUGCGAGUUCACAGUUCUGCCAAGCAUAAGUGGUGAGCGUACGCUGAACAUCAUGUUUGACUCCCAUCAGCUGGAGGAUGUUGAUGGACUCCUCACACUGCAGGUUGGAGAGGCUUUACCAACACCUGCGGACUCAAAUGGUGCAGAAUUGCGCUGAUGCCUCUGCACCCCCAUACUAGUGGGAAAUGUGGUAAUCAUUGUAUGCCAGAAGUGGUGAAGAGCCUUGCAGCAAACCAGAGCUGCCAGCAGAUGAUGUAAAACCAAAUAAGGAAAAUAUUGAAGAAAUAUAAAUAUUGAAGUUGCUCAAGGAUGGUGAAGUUUAAAUUAUUUCCCUUAAUAGUUCUCACUGAUAAAGUAUAAGGUGAGGCAGUAGGGAAAUUGAAUCAAAAUUGGCCAUUUUGUACAGCUUAUGUUACCGAAGAAAUUUAACACUAAAAUAUUAUACCAAGUAGAUGGUGAAAUUACUGUUUUUUUUAACUUAGAAUUUUUAACUUGUCUGCACUUCAUAACAUUUACCAUGUUUCAUGGGUAUAAUGACAUUUACAGAUUCUAAGGACACUGUUAAGCCUGAAGUUUUGUUGGUUUUGUAAAAAAAAAAAAAAGUAAAAAAAAAAAUUUGCACAUUUUUCUGGCCUAACUGGAAAAUUGAAUGCAUGGACUAGAGUAUUUUUAAGAUAUAGUAAUGUCUUUUGCUUCCCAUGAUUACAAUGUUAAAAAAUCGUGCUACACUUAUAAGCAAAUGAAUAAUCAGUGAUAAAAUUAUUCUUGUUUAGUGUGACGGCAAAUAAAUUAACUUCCAAUUACAGUGCAGUAGUUAAAUUGUUUGUUGAUAGAGAGGUGACGAUGCUCAAAGGACUAGAUGUGCCCCAUUUACUUGCAUUAGUUACUAAAGUACAAGGCUAAACUCGUAACCUAACCUCUGCAGUAUUACUAUUCCAGACCUCUUCAAAAUGGUACAUUACUUUCAUUACGGUUAAAUCUUGGUUCGCAAAUUUCCCAUGGAAAUAUAACGGCCCUAAUAGUGUCACUGGUUACAGGACCCUUAAUUCCCUCAAAGCUUUCUGGCAUUUUUGUGUUUUCCUCUAAUGUAAACACACAGGAAAGAUUUACAGAAGUUUUUACAUCCCUUUGCUCCAUUUAGUUUGUAUCAAAGGGAAAUACUUUGUAUAAUUUUGAUUAAUACUGGUGUAUGAGUUGUGUAACAUGACAUUUUAAACCAUUUAGAUUGAAACUAUACUUUAGCAUGCCAUGUAUCACUUGUCAUUCGUAUAAAUUUUAUUCUAGUUUGUGCAUAAUUUGGUUCAUAAGCAGCUUGUAUAUUAUAUAAACCAAAGAAUGUACUGUACUAGUUUCAUGCAUUAAAAUGUAUAAAUGGUUUUGGCAAGGUUGGUUAAUACAUAACUUAAAUUCUAUAUUUAUAAGUUGAGCAUCCAGGCUUGGUUCCUUCUGAUUACUUAUAAAUGAAGCAGCUAAAUUACUUUAGUGUAGCUUUUAUUAGAUGUAAUGUCUACUAUAAAUAUGAUAGCAUUUUAAAGCAUGCAAGGUCUCCACCUUGUGAAAGUCGGCAAGGUAUAUGACCUGGCUCUCGUACAGUGAUGCGUCGAUGAGCAUGGCAAGUGGCAUCAUUCCACUAUGUGCACAAAGUUUCUAGUGAUAAGGUCUUAGUAUUUUAUAAUGAAGUAUACCAUUCAAAUGUUGUUGAUACCCUGCAAAAAUGUAGAUGAAGAAGCCUGUUUUGGGGGUAAAGUAAUAAACUUGGAUCUAUGGACAGUAAUUUACUUUUUCGUUAGUAAAAUUAUAACUGACAAACUAUUUGUUAAAGGUUGAAGACUUGAUUAUGCUUAGACCUCGUAAAUGUUCUUGUGCACCUGUGAUGGUUAUAGUUGUGAACAUUUGUUCAUCAAGGAUGCUUUAUUAAUGUUGCAUUGCAAGUGUCUUGCAAAAUUUCAUAAGUACAGUACUGCAUAACAUUAAAUUGUAAAUUUGAAUUUCUAGAUGAAAAGGGAUUAGUCUGAUGCAUUCUUUAUGUAGACAGGAAGUGCAUGGCAGGUGCAUGUUUUAGUAGUAAAACUAGAAUGCAGCCCGGUACAGAUUGGUGUACCUUGUAGGAGUUUGCUUUUUAUAUACAGUAUAUAUAUAUAUUUAUAACAAUACUCAAGUUUUUAGGAAUGGUAUUUUAAAGUGAAUAAGUUACAUAAAUAAUUUAAAUAUUAUAUGAAUGUGUUAGUGCUCUGUAGGUGGAAUAUAAUUGUGUAGAUAUACUUGUUACCAAAUUACAUUAUAAAGUACAGUACUACAUUUAAGGAGGGGUGCUUGUUAGACGUGGUUGCUUGCUAUAUAGACCCUUAUGUUCUCGUACAAUUGUAUCUUUUGCUGUGAAUUUGUAUAAAAUAAACUUAUUGCUUUC